Molecule: messenger RNA, 2972 nt
Organism: Danio rerio (zebrafish)
Lineage: Eukaryota; Metazoa; Chordata; Actinopteri; Cypriniformes; Danionidae
Gene: rab1ba
Product: zRAB1B, member RAS oncogene family a
Molecular function (GO): GTPase activity; GTP binding
Source: RefSeq, marked provisional
ACUUCGAGCGAGGGGCAGAUCGGAAGGAAGGAAGAAAAAGCUGAACAAAAUAACAGCGUAUUGCGUUAUAUGGUCAGUAAUGUCCGUCAAGUGACUGGAUCCAACGAGAAGAGCGUAUUGAGGUGUGAUCGGAGGGGGUAAAUCAGAGAAAGCUGCCCCAGUGCCUCUGUAAUCCAGACGUACAAGUCAUCCUCUUCAUCAUUAUCGCCUCUGCUCGCGGAGAAAAGAGUCCGAUCUCCUGCUGAACCCGACGACAACGCCACAAACACGCCAUGAAUCCUGAAUAUGACUACCUGUUCAAGUUGCUCCUCAUCGGUGACUCUGGAGUGGGAAAGUCGUGUCUGUUGUUGAGAUUUGCUGAUGACACAUACACUGAGAGCUAUAUCAGCACCAUCGGCGUGGACUUCAAGAUCCGCACCAUUGAACUUGAUGGCAAAACCAUUAAGCUACAGAUAUGGGAUACUGCAGGGCAAGAAAGAUUUCGAACUAUCACCUCCAGUUACUAUCGAGGGGCUCAUGGAAUCAUUGUGGUUUAUGAUGUGACGGAUCAGGAAUCGUAUAACAAUGUUAAACAGUGGCUUCAGGAAAUAGACCGCUACGCAAGCGAGAAUGUCAACAAGCUGCUGGUGGGGAACAAAUGCGACCUCACCACCAAGAAAGUAGUGGACUACACAACAGCCAAGGAAUUUGCUGACUCUUUAGCAAUUCCCUUCCUUGAGACGAGCGCUAAGAAUGCCACAAAUGUGGAGCAGGCCUUCAUGACUAUGGCUGCUGAGAUCAAGAAGCGUAUGGGCCCUGGAGCGACAACCGGAGGAGACAAGCCCAACCUGAAGAUCGAGAGCACUCCUGUGCGGCAGUCUGGCGGAGGCUGCUGUUGAACAGCUUGAGCGUGCGCGCGCACACACACACAAAACCAUCCCUUACCCCUUCAAAAGCAUUUUCUCACACACACACACCAAAAAAAAAGCAUCAUGGGAGGAACCACUGCAUUAAGAGCCAACGUCUAACAGCCUCACGGCUUCAUUUAUAACAUCAUAGUCUCCUUGUUUUUAUUCUCCUUUAUUUUCCUCCCCGUGCACAUUAAUAACCCCGCCCACAUCUGUAACCCCGCCCCCUGUACGUAAAGUCCAGGAUGGGACUUCUGUAGUCAUUUGUCCAUGUAAAGAACCAGAUGUCUUCAUGAGAAGCAGGUCCAGGGGUGAUUGGAAAAUCCUCCUUUUAAACAACUAGGGAGGAUAAGAAAGUCUCUCUAGUAUGUCUAUUUCUGUCUCACGUUGUCACUUGAAUGAGGUUUUGUGGCGAAAGCAUGGCUUCUGAGGCUGAAGUCAGCUGCAAAGUCGGCAAUAUUCUAUACUUGUUCUCAUCCUACUAGUAUAUUAUUGUUAUUAUGGUGAUUUUUAAGACUGAUUUGUUAGUUUUUUUUUUUUCCUGUAGGUUUUUGUUUUUCUAAUGAAGGCUUGUACAAAGGCUUACUGCUGUCAAUGACAUAGUCCGGUUAGGGACAGGGACGGAAAGGGUUGUUUAUAAUCUGGAUUUGGAGGGGUCUAGGCUUAAGGCUGGUUGUUGAAUGCUACUGUUCCCUCUUUUACCUCAAUGACCUCUGCUACUUUUGAGUGCACAGCCAUCGCAGGUUAAAAAUGACUGCACGAACACCAUAUUGACACGCGCUGGGAUUGUAUCCUCCUGUGAUCAACAGUUUCGUAGCUUUGAGAUCGAUAUUUUCGUGUCAUUUUACCAUCAGGUUGAGUCGUCCCAUUGUUCUCGCUGCUGCCAAAAACGGUCCAUCUUUGUGCGUCGUAUUUAUUUACGUUCGGUAAAUAUAUUUGCAUAUUUGUGAAGGGCCUUAAUUUCACCACCAAUGAAAGCGUGGUGGUUCUACGAAUCCGGUUUAGCGUAGGAUUGUUGUGUAGGAAUAUUGGGAUUGACUGGUCCAGUGUUGGAGACCGGAUAUGACCUCCCAUGUUCUUCAAGGAAAACUCUUAGUUCGUACGCAUAGAUUCUAGCCUACAACUUGUAACUUUUCUCAAAUUUUAAUGGUCUAGAAGCUCAUUCAGAUGUUGCCUUUGAAUCCCACAUGGUUGCAUUUAGCAAAUUUACGGAAACCACAAAUGAUUGGACCUGCUGACAGUGUUUUUUUUUUUUUUUUUUUGACCUGGCUGUUUUAUUAUGUGCAACGUAGAGUUUGUGAACUUCACUAGUAUUAGUGCAUCACUCUUGUCUUAAUUAGGAUAAUCUCACUCUCAUUGUGAUGUUAGAUCACUUUCUGAGCCAUCGUAAUCUAGUUUUUACACCACUAACGUCUGCCAAUACUGACAUCAUCACUAAUGUUUUGUGGUGGAUUUCCUCGUACUAUUUUUGUAAGGUAGCGUCAGGUUGGAGGGAGCAGUAGCAGGGAUUAUGGGUGUGUGUGCAAUGGCUGGGAUGGGCAAGGGGCAACUGCAAAAGCGGCGUUUGGGAACAUUCCUUUGAUUUUAAAACAGGUCCGUUGUGGAUCCCGCGUUACGUCUGUGUGAAAAGAAACCGUAUAUGAAAGUCUCAUUUAAACCCUGCACUCAUUCACACACUAAACAAGUGCUUUUUUCGGGGGGAUGUUUUGAAAAGGGGUCAUUGUUUUCUCUGAAGGUUUGCUGUAUUUCUCGAUUUCGAUGAAAUGUGUCGGGGUUGAGGAAAGAUGAAGAUGGGUGUGGGGGUGGGGGGUUGUUGCUUAUGAAUGUGAUGGAGCGUUCUUCGUCUUAUCAUUUUUACUUUCUACCCAUGUCGUUUGCACAUCUAAUUUAGUUUGAAUUAAGACACAGCGAUGGUAAAAUGGCAAGCACCCUCUUUAGUAGUUUCCCUGUCUAAUAUACACGCUCUUCUCUAUCCCCCUUUGCUUGCUCACCCCCGGUGCUGUUUCAUAGCUGGGUUUGAUCUUGUUUUCUCUUCUCUGUACAUAUUAUAAAUAUAUAUAAUAAAAUGAUCAACAUGAGACUUAA